AUGGCAGCAAAAAUAUUAAAUUGCGGUAAAAACAAGAUUUGGCUUGACCCAUCUUCUAAAAAUCAGAUUAAUCAAGUUAGCACUAGAGAUCAAAUUCGUCAGUUAAUAGACGAUAAUGUUAUUAUUAAAAAACUUGAUAAAUACAAUUCCAAAGGUAGAUCUAGAAUUUACAAAGAAGCUGUUGCUAAAGGAAGACACAUGGGAUUGGGUAAAAGGCUUGGUACUGCUAAUGCCAGGCUUAACAAGAAGACUUUAUGGAUUAAAAAGAUUAGAGUUAUGAGAAGAGAAUUAAAAAGCAUGAAAGAAGAAGGAAAGAUUAGUACUGAGGAAUACCAGUUGUUUAGAAGAAGAGCUAAAGGUAAUUUAUUUAAAAAUAGUGUGGCUAUGAAAGAGCAUAUUGCUAAAAAGCAGGCUGCAGAGUUACGUAUUAAGGAACUAGAAGAACAAGCUAAGGCGUUAAAAAUGCAAAAGAGUAAGUAA
Molecule: messenger RNA, 480 nt
Organism: Vairimorpha ceranae
Lineage: Eukaryota; Fungi; Microsporidia; Nosematidae
Product: 60s ribosomal protein l19
Exons: 1
Coding region: 1-480 (159 amino acids)
Biological process (GO): translation
Cellular component (GO): ribosome; cytosolic large ribosomal subunit
Molecular function (GO): RNA binding; structural constituent of ribosome
Source: RefSeq, a predicted model, not a curated record